AUGAACCCACCUACGGGUUUGGAAUUUAUUUUGGAUCCUGAAAUAGAGAGGACAUUUAGACGAAGGUUGAAGAAGAAAAAGAAAAUGACAGAACAGAAUAUACAGCAAAUAGAACUUGGAGCCCAGUUGAAUCGGGAAUUUGAAAAUCCAGCGAUGAUGGCUAAUCAAGAAAGAAUUACUGCUAAUCCAAUUCAUUUAGCAGAUGAUAGAGAAAGAGCAAUCCGAGCAUAUGCACACCCAGCUGUGGAAGAGCUAAAUCCAUGCAUUAUUAGACCCGAAAUACAAGGAACCACGUUUGAGCUAAAGCCCGUGAUGUUUCAAAUGUUGCAAACCAUUGGGCAAUUUCAUGGACUACCGUUGGAAGAUCCUCACCUACACCUAAAGUCAUUUUUGGGAGUUAGUGACUCAUUUCGAUUCCAUAGUGACUCAUUUCGAUUCCAAGGAGUGGAUAAAGAUAUGAUUAGAUUGAGCUUAUUCCCAUAUUUAUUGAGGGAUGGUGCUAAAUCAUGGUUGAAUACCUUAGCACCGGGAACAAUUGAUUCGUGGAAUAGUCUAGCAGAAAAUUUUUUGAUCAAGUAUUUCCCACCCACUAGAAAUGCACGGUUCAAAAAUGAGAUUGUUACUUUUCAACAAUUUGAAGAUGAGACACUAAGUGAAGCUUGUGAGAGAUUUAAGGAGAUGCUUAGAAAGUGUCCUCACCAUGGACUACCUCAUUGUAUACAAAUGGAGACUUUCUACAAUGGAUUAAAUAUUGUUACUAAACAAGUAGUUGAUGCUUCCGCCAAUGGAGCUAUUUUGUCAAAGACAUACAAUGAAGCAUAUGAGAUUUUAGAGAGAAUAGCAUCUAACAAUUGUCAAUGGGCCGAUGUGAGAAGCAACCCAGGAAGGAAGACUCGAGGAGUACUUGAAGUUGAUGCUUUGUCUUCUAUCAAUGCUCAACUAGCUUCGGUGACUAAUAUUUUACAAAAUCUAGCGUUAGGGCAAGACUCCAUGAUCAAAGCACCAGUUCAUACAGCUGCUGCAAUUAACCAGACAGCAGCCGAAUCUUGUGUAUAUUGUGGAGAGGAACACACCUUUGAUCAAUGUCCAAGCAAUCCGGCCUCAAUUUUUUAUGUUGGGAAUCAAGCUAGUCAAGGCAACCUGAAAAAUAACCCCUUCUCAAAUACUUAUAAUCCGGGGUGGAGAAAUCAUCCAAAUUUCUCAUGGAAGGGACAAAGCUUGUACAACCAACAAAUGCCACCUAAAGCAAAUUACCCUUCAGGUUUUAGAUUACAAAAUCAAUUGGCUUAUAGUUCUCAACAAGUCAACACCCAAGGGAAAGGAACUACCCAAGCUCAAUACACAUCGGAAACAUCUAUUGAGAGCCUAAUAAAGGAAUAUAUGGCUAAAAAUGAUGCCGUGAUACAAAGUCAACAAGCCUCAUUGCGAAAUUUGGAAGUUCAAAUAGGGGGAGAAAAAAAUGCAGAACAAGGUGACAGCCAUUCCCAAGAAACUGCUGAUACACAGCAGAGAAAUGAGGAAGCUGCUGUACAGAAAGAACACAGCAAGGAUUAUGCAGAAGUUGAGGAGCAGCCUAAAAUGCAAACAACAGCCAGCAGUGAACAAGAGAGCAGAACAUACACACCAUCACCUCCUUUUCCACAAAGAAUAAAGAGAAAGAAAGAGGAAGCCCAUUUUGAGAAGUUUAUGGAUAUUCUGAAGGAAAUUCAUAUAAACAUACCACUUGUAGAAGCUUUGAAGCAAAUGCCAAAUUAUGUGAAGUUCUUGAAGGAUGUACUCAUUAAUAGAAGGAAGUUUGAAGAAUUUAAGGUGGUGUCGUUAAAUGAAGAGUGCAGUGCAAUAUUGAAGAACAAGAUCCCACUAAAGGAGAAAGAUCCUGGAUCGUUCACUAUUCCUGUAUCAAUUGGAGGAAAGGAACUAGGAAGAGCAUUAUGUGACUUGGGAGCAAACAUCAACUUAAUGCCUCUAUCUAUUUACAAGAAGUUGGGGAUUGGAGAGGCUAGACCGACUACAGUCACCUUACAACUAGCCGAUAGGUCCAUCACUUAUCCCGAAGGAAAGAUUGAGGACAUCUUAAUUCAAGUUGACAAAUUCAUAUUUCUUGCAGAUUUUAUCAUUUUAGAUUAUGAAGUCGAUCAUGAUGUUCCAAUUAUUUUGGGGAGGCCAUUUUUAAAAAUCGGAAGAACAUUAGUAGAUGUCUACAAAGGAACCAUCACGUUAAGAAUGAGUUACCAAAAAGUUGAAUUUAAUAUCAAUGACAGUAUGAAAUAUCCAGUGGUGAUAGAAGAAUGCUCAGCAGUGUAUGAAUUGACAAAACAACCAACGACCGAGGAAUGGGAUGAUGAGGAAAGCGAGCAGGAAGAAAACAGCAGCUAG
Molecule: messenger RNA, 2376 nt
Organism: Cucurbita moschata (crookneck pumpkin)
Lineage: Eukaryota; Viridiplantae; Streptophyta; Magnoliopsida; Cucurbitales; Cucurbitaceae
Exons: 2
Coding region: 1-2376 (791 amino acids)
Source: RefSeq, a predicted model, not a curated record